AAAGCCAACAAACACAUGGAGGCUGCAAAAGUUUGAGCUCAAAGUACAGAGAAGAUCUACACCAGAGAUGGAAAUGCAGCUUCCACCUCAUGAGGGAGACGAGCUCUCAGUGGUCGACAUGCACACAGGUGGAGAGCCUUUACGGAUCAUCCACAGUGGCUACCCAGAGGUCAAAGGUGACAGCGUGCUGUCCAAACGCCGCUAUGUCCGAGAACAUCUGGAUCACCUCAGGAGGGUGCUGAUGUUCGAGCCCCGGGGACACUAUGACAUGUACGGAGCCCUGAUCGUGGAGAGCGAGCUCCCUGAGGCUGAUCUGGGGGUUCUGUUCAUGCACAAUGAGGGGUACAGCACCAUGUGUGGACAUGCCGUCAUCGCACUGGGACGCUUCGCCGUGGACUACAAACUGGUGAAAGAACCAAAGUCACCUGAGACUCAGGUGAACAUACACUGUCCCUGUGGGCUGGUGAAGGCGUUUGUCGAGUACUCUGAGGGUAAAACAGGAGGUGUGAGGUUUCUCAGUGUGCCGGCGUUCGCCUUUGCUACAGAUGUGACGGUGACAGUGGAGAAGUUUGGUGAUGUGACGGUUGACAUCAGCUAUGGAGGAGCCUUCUACGCCUUUGUAGACGCCCAGAGGUUUGGCCUCGAUGUGACCAAGUCCAGGACCCGAGAUCUGGUGGACGCAGCUACAGCGGUGACCAACGCUGUCAAAUCUCAAGUGAAGUUGCACCACCCAACCAGUGAUGAUCUGGCUUUCCUUUAUGGCACCAUCCUCACCGACGGCAAAGAUAAUUAUUCGUCUGAUCCCACUGCUAAUAUCUGUGUGUUCGCUGAAGCUCAGGUUGACCGGAGCCCCACUGGUUCUGGUGUAACAGCCCGCGUGGCUCUUCAGUAUCACAAAGGUCUCAUCCAGCUCAACCAGAGCAGGACGUUUCAGAGUGGAGCCACCGGAUCCCAGUUCACAGGGAAAGCUGUCGAGGAAACCAGGUGCGGCGACUUUAAGGCCGUGGUGGUGGAAGUUGCCGGCAGAGCUUUUUACACCGGGGUUUCUCGCUUUGUGCAGGAGCCAGAUGACAAGCUGACGCAUGGUUUUCUGCUGAAAUGAGACUCAAAUGACAAGUUAUUAAAUAUGGUCAUACAUGAAAAAUGUUAAAUAUGGUCCUACGGUACUUUUGUAACUUAGAUACACUAUGCAGGAUUUUUCUAUAAACCCCCCCUGGCAUUUC
Messenger RNA from Plectropomus leopardus (leopard coralgrouper), 1223 nucleotides. It is a transcript of the gene l3hypdh, whose product is annotated as trans-L-3-hydroxyproline dehydratase. Gene Ontology annotation, molecular function: hydro-lyase activity. Lineage: Eukaryota; Metazoa; Chordata; Actinopteri; Perciformes; Serranidae. The record is from RefSeq and is a predicted model, not a curated record.